Molecule: messenger RNA, 2879 nt
Organism: Hypoxylon trugodes
Lineage: Eukaryota; Fungi; Ascomycota; Sordariomycetes; Xylariales; Hypoxylaceae
Exons: 2
Coding region: 227-2452 (741 amino acids)
Source: RefSeq, a predicted model, not a curated record
ACCGACGACGACGCAAUUGAUUUAUUUUCUACGGACAGCUUUGGCUUCCUCUUAAGAGCGACGAAUAGUAGCUAUCGCCAGUAUUUCGCGAAUCGCAUGAAUACAUUUUAGUUGGCAAUUCGCAUCCUUUCGUACCAUCAAUCGAACCACCUAUCAUCAUACCUACAAUACCUAACUAAAUACAUCUAACGUCAUUUCUCGAGAGCGACUCUACCACCAAUGCGCGAUGGCCAAAAAGAAUAAGAAGCCCGCAGUGGCCGAUUCUCCCCCUAUGGAGCCACAGAACACCGCAGAACCCUCGACAGCAUCUUCGACGAAUAAGAAGAAGACUCCUUCACCUGCACCUCAAUCCGCGUCGUCCUCAUCUUCUGCGCUUGUCAUUUGCCGAAACAAGCAUUGGCGCUACAUAUCCUCCUUCCAUGGCCCCUGGUUACAAUUGCCUCUCGAGGUUCUCGAGAUGCUCGCCAAUGCCAAUUACUACAUGCCCUUACCACGACCUGUUGACCCAGCAGUGUUCUACGAUUUAGUCAAGAUCAGACAGCUCGUCGAUAAUGCUACGGACUUGGCCGUUAGAGCCGCUAAUGGAGUCACGUCUUCAGCCUUGUCCAAUUCCUUAGCCGGGGGAGCUGCGCAUCAUAUGCAAGCAUUAGGUCUCGGGUUUGGAAACAACGGCGGCGCAAAAUUGAGUCCUGAACGCAGGUUUCGGAUGAGGGAGCAAGCCACCCAGAAAUUGUCUCGCGCCUAUCAUCUUGAUGAAAUCGCGUCAAGUGUCGCUACCAUGCAGUCUACUUCGACUCUAGAGAAUGUUGCUGGCCUUGUUUUGCAGAGAGCACCCGAUGACCCUGAUGCUAACUAUGUUCACUUUUUCCAUGAAAAGAUACCGUCCAGGCAACUGGCCGAAUGCACGGACUUCCGCGCACUCGAUCUUAUUAUUGGAAUGCGACCAUCUGACUGUGAACCCCUAAGGACUCGUGCCAUUGUUCGGAUGUUUAAGGAGGAUUUUGAAGGUGCUGUUCAGGAUCUUACGUCUGCCCUUGGUGUAUACCGUCUUCAGCAGCCGCGACACAAACCCGAAGUGGAUGAGUCGAUGCAACUAGAACAGAAGACACGACGGCGGCGAGACUUACCCCCUCUUGAUGAGAGGGACCAACCGAGCAGUACUGAAGUACAACUUCUAUUUCAACGAGCCGGUUGCUAUCUUACUUUAGCUUGCGACCAUGUUCCAUUUGCACUUCCUGAUUCGUUUGUGGAGCCGAAUAGUAAUUCGCAAAACGGUACGAAUGGUACGAAUGGUUCUAGCAACGGCGUUUCUAAUGGUACCACCAAUGGCAUCGCCGAUAGUGACGCAGUGCUACAAGAGGCAGAAGGCGACUCGGAGGAUAAAGGUCCAACGAAGAGGCAGCUCGAAAUGCGCAAAAUAGUGCGGGUCUAUGCCAAGCGUGCGCUACGAGAUUACAUGGAGUAUUUCAAACACUUUCAUUAUUCACCUAACCUACCUAUUGAAGUAUCAGAUGACUUUAGUCGCCAAGUAAAUCAAGCAACACAUCGCAAUAGGAAGUAUUACGGUCAAUCUCGUUACACGUCCCAAGAUCCAGGUAGUCCUACAGGUGCCUCACCCAGCCAUACAGUAUAUGAGCUAUCGGCGCUGUUCUCAGCUACGCCACCAGCGGAUUUACCACCGUAUCCCUCCACAGAACUCGUAUCACCCGCUUCCGCGGUUAUGGAGUUGGUUGAGACAACCACUGAAGUUGUCACCUACCAUCCCUUGCUAACCGAUGCGUUGCAUUCGCUUUUAUUGUGCCACACGCUCAUUCAGACGUCGGCCAAGGAAUUGCAACGCCAUGCACAUAUGGUAGCUCGACUUGCCCGGCUUGCCGAUGGCUAUCCGGUAUUUCAGGCUAGUAGAUCUCCUGCUCGAGCAGAUUGGAUUGAGGUUCUCCGUAGGGCGGAUAAUUGGAUCGAGCUCUCUGCAAGUUGGGAAGCACUUUGCGCUCCAGCGCCACUCCCAACUCCUAUGUCGGCUUCCGGCGUAUCGGCCACAACAGCUAGCAUGAAUGCUAUGUCCAUCACUGGAGGCAGCCCUACUGAAUCGGAGGACCAACGUAAGGAGCGCAUGCGGCAGCAAGCCAUAAUCGAAGCGCUCGAGGAUGAGCGUGUCAACGAUGAGGCGAGUUUUAAAGCCGCGAUCCUUGCGCGUCAACGCCGGGCCGAAGCGGACCACGCAAGCUCUAGCAAUGGCGGCGUCCCUAGUCCGAAUGCUGGUCCCAAGAGAUGGGCUGUAGACGAUGGUAGAGAGUACCCUAUCCUAACUGAGCGCGCGGAAGCGGUCGCAAGGUGGAUACGUGAGGCUCCGACGGGAUCUGGCGCUGGUAGCAACAAGCGCAAGAAGAAGCCGAGAGCUGCGAAGAAAACUACCGAACCUGACAAGUCGGAUACCCCGGAAGUGAUCUGAGCUCGCUAGUUAUAGUGGCCCGCCUCUUCAACAUAGCUAUUAGCGUAUUGAAUAGCUCUACUUCGUAGUAUAUAUGUAAAGCGCGAAGCUUUAAUGUUGCCGUCUUCUCCCAACAGACGGCGUGUCAAGUGUAAUAACCAUGUAUUAUGUUGGCCUUUAAUUGUGAGGGGGUUUCCACGUUGUCUUAUAAGUCGAGUGGAUCGUUCCACGUCGCAUUAUGACAGCGUGUCUAUUAGAACGCCGCCAUCGCCGACGACCGUGCUUUAUGACGUCAUUGAAGCUCGUGCAUUUAGGUGGACUAUCACGAAAGUAAGUAAGCCCUUUUGUUACCUCUCAAUCCCCCAGCUAGCCACAAGAGUCAUUGAGGAAUUAAAAUAAUGCCACAUGUUCUCGUAAACCUCUUUGACCUCGAAGCCUCAUUAUCGUC